Messenger RNA from Cryptotermes secundus, 2411 nucleotides. RefSeq lists its product as uncharacterized. The coding region runs from base 124 to 2289 and encodes 721 amino acids. NCBI's taxonomy places the organism in Eukaryota, Metazoa, Arthropoda, Insecta, Blattodea, Kalotermitidae. The transcript has 12 exons. The record is from RefSeq and is a predicted model, not a curated record.
CCCACAAGGAUCGCUACAUAUAAAAGGCAGCCAGUAACCACAGCCUUCACACUUGCGAGUGGAGAGCAACAGAGAGGCAUCACAAGGCAGACCUAAUUCAGGUGGCACUGAACCUACGAGAAAAUGAAGAGGCAAGCGAUAAUUAUCGCGGCCGUGGCCCUAUUUCUGGGGGCAGAGGCUGGACUUAUCAAACCAUCUCCAGGAACAGCGGCUGAACAUAUCAAACCUCAGCCUGCACCAGACGCUGAACUUACGAAACCGAUACCAGAAGCAGACAACGAACUUCUGAAACCGGCUCCGGGAACAGGCGGUUCCCUCACAAGACCGGCUCUCGGAACAGACGGUUCUCUCACAAGACCGGCUCCUGGAUCAGAAGAACGCAAUGAACUAAUCAAACCGGCUCCGGGAGGUGAGAAUGAACUAAUCAAACCGGCUCCGGGAGGUGAGAGUGAACUAAUCAAACCGGCUCCGGGAGGUGAGAGUGAACUAAUCAAACCGGCUCCGGGAGGUGAGAGUGAACUAAUCAAACCGGCUCCGGGAGAAGACAAUGAACUCAUCAAACCCCUUCCUGGCACCGGCGGAGAAUUGAUCAAACCCCUUCCUGGCACGGACGAAGAACUCAUCAAGCCCCUUCCUGGUACAGAUGAAGAACUCAUCAAGCCCCUUCCUGGUACCGGCGGUGAACUCAUCAAACCCCUUCCUGGCACCGGCGGAGAACUUAUCAAACCCCUUCCCGGCACCGGAGGGGAACUCAUCAAACCCCUUCCUGGCACCGGCGGAGAACUAAUCAAACCCCUUCCUGGCACCGGCGGAGAAUUGAUCAAACCCCUUCCUGGCACAGACGAAGAACUCAUCAAGCCCCUUCCUGGCACCGGCGGAGAANUGAUCAAGCCACUCCCAGGGACCGGCAGUGAACUCAUCAAACCUAGUCCCGGCUGCGACCUCAUACAACCACAACCACUUCCAGGGACAGACGAAUCAGUUCCGGGGGCAAGGAAAGUCUUGCCGCAUCUUGUUCUGAGUGCUGUACUCGAGGAAGAAGUGAAAAAAGCAGAGAUUUCAGUCUCCUCCGCAAUCCAGAAGGACGCAAAACUAUACAGUUCGAUCCCCGCGGAAGCAGACCUGGCGCUUGACAACAUCUAUCUCAAUAUUGAUGACGACAUAUCAGUAGAACUUACCAACCUAAAGCUUGUGAACGCACCAGUCGUUGAUGUGGCAUCUGCGAAACCCAACCUCGAAUUCCUGAACCUGGGUCUAGACAUCGAACUAGGGACUCUUCAAGUUGGAGGAAAAUUCGAAAUUAUCAGCAAGAACGUCUUGGCUGAAAUUCCGGUCACCAGCUCCGGCGACUUCAUUCUGAGAAAUGCUGACGUCAAGGCUACUGGGAAAGUGGGUCUCUCACUUGAGGGAGAUUCCUUCAAGACCAUCAACUACGAUGUCCUGUAUAAACCAAUUGGAUCAUACCUUUCGGUUAGUUACGAAAGCGACAACAAGCGCGUCGUUAGUGGCUUUGCUGUAGGGAAGAAUGAGGCUAAGGUCGUCGACCGCAUUAAUCGUGAGCUGAAGAACCUGCUUAAUCGUCUCGUGAAGAAGCGACUCGACGACAUCCUGCAGACAAUGCCAGUGACUGAACUGAUCCGUGAAACCAGAACUGCAAGCUCCUACAGGCAACACGUAAGAGCUCUUAGAGCUCUGGUAAAUGAUUACGUGGAUGAACUUCUGCAAAGUGCGCAACUUUUUGUAGACAAUAACAACCUGAACGAAAUUUCUACUCCUGAUAUAGAAGCAGGUUUCUCAAAGGAGAUCUUGUGGAUCACGUGGCGCGGGCGUUUCGCAGCAAAUGACGGUCGAGCCAGAGACUUGGCUUCCCUCACAAGGACAGGAGACCUUAGUCUGGAUUAUGACAAAGACAGAGGAGCCGUCACAGUGUUCGGAAGUGUGGGACUGUCCCAGCUGGGUGUUCGAUACAGUUAUCUAGCGCAAUUCCAGGGCCUUGGGCCAUCUGGCUCCGUAGGGGCACAGGUCGGCCAGAACUCCAUCUUCUUUAAAGUAGACCUCGUCUUGGCUGUCGAGCCUGUUAUAGACCUCCAGGAUUUCCACAUCGAGUAUGCCAAGGACAUCAAAAUUGAAGUGUCAGGGCUUGGUAUCCUUGACUGGCUGGUAUCCAACAUUGCAACUUGGAUUGUUGGCGUGUUCAACGAUGAAAUAGUAGGCACUGUGGACGGACUCCUUCGAGAAUACGUGGAAGGAAUCCUGCCAUCCGUGGACCCCAAUAAAUACUUCGGAUAGGUAACUGAGCAAAGGGAAAAGACUGCAGUAGUAUAAAGUAGUGUGUAUUGUUAUGAUUAUCUUGUCUUAAAAGUCACUGUACUAUUAAAGUGGAAAAUAAAAAUGUAGAUUCAGCAAUUGAA